This is a messenger RNA of Anisakis simplex (herring worm), 312 nucleotides long. The record is from the annotation of a GenBank genome assembly. NCBI's taxonomy places the organism in Eukaryota, Metazoa, Nematoda, Chromadorea, Rhabditida, Anisakidae.
AUGGAUGAAAGCGAUUUGAAAAUGGAAGAAGUUGAUAAAGACGUGAAAAUGGAAACCGAGACCGCGGAAGGGGAAGGAUCCUCAUCGGAAACUCCGAAAGCGCUGAAAAGAAGACCGAAGUUGCAUUCCAAAAGUCGCGGAUCAUCCAAGGCCUCAAAAGAUCCAGAAGGACGAUCGAAGGUGAUCAAGAUUAGUCAUCUACCGUUCGGAUUCUUUGAGGAGGAACUCUUCAAGUACUUCAAACAGUUUGGCUAUGUCCGACGUGUGCGUGUGGCACGAAGUCUUAAGGUCUGUUUGAAACCAGUUAUGUGA